AUGGAUUCCUUGACCACUCAUCCUGCGACCGCGCAACAGGCAAAAGCGUUUACGUCGCCGGCCUCUCUCUCGUUCCCAGGUGGUGCUGGCGAGCUGACUCCUCCUUCCUCCGAGAAAGAGACAAACGGCCAGGCUCUACAGUCCCAGUCCAUGCUGCAGUCCCAGUCUCAGCAGACUCCUGGUGGCAGCGCUGCGGGUGCCGGGCCCGGUGCCACUCCCGCGACCCCCGUUGCGACUCCCGGAGCAGGCCCAGGCGUGAGCGGGAUUGUACCAACGUUGCAAAAUAUCGUUGCCACCGUCAACCUUGAUUGCCGACUGGAUCUCAAGACCAUCGCCCUGCACGCGAGAAACGCGGAGUAUAAUCCCAAGCGUUUCGCCGCUGUUAUCAUGCGUAUUCGAGAACCCAAGACCACCGCCCUGAUAUUCGCAUCCGGCAAGAUGGUCGUCACCGGCGCAAAGUCAGAGGACGACUCGAAACUCGCAUCCCGAAAAUACGCACGUAUCAUACAGAAGCUUGGCUUCAACGCCAAGUUCACCGACUUCAAGAUUCAGAACAUCGUUGGCUCGUGCGAUAUCAAGUUCCCCAUCCGUCUAGAAGGCUUGGCCAGCAGACAUCACAACUUCAGCUCUUAUGAACCAGAGCUGUUCCCGGGCUUGAUCUAUCGUAUGAUGAAGCCGAAGAUCGUACUGCUCAUCUUCGUCAGUGGUAAGAUCGUGCUCACCGGUGCCAAGGUUAGGGAAGAGAUAUAUCAAGCUUUCGAGAUGAUAUAUCCCGUCUUGACCGAUUUCAGAAAAGUCUGA
Microsporum canis CBS 113480 is the source of this 801-nucleotide messenger RNA. RefSeq names its product TATA-box-binding protein. Gene Ontology annotation, molecular function: RNA polymerase II general transcription initiation factor activity; DNA binding. The transcript is spliced from 4 exons. Bases 1 to 801 code for a protein of 266 amino acids. Gene Ontology annotation, biological process: DNA-templated transcription initiation. The record is from RefSeq and is a predicted model, not a curated record. NCBI's taxonomy places the organism in Eukaryota, Fungi, Ascomycota, Eurotiomycetes, Onygenales, Arthrodermataceae.